UUGUCUCUGGACCAAAGAGUAAAUUCUUUUGAUGUACUAAAACAAAAAUUAAUAUUUAGAAAAUAAUCCAAUUUAAUUAUUAAAACCAGAAUUUAAAAGAUUUUUUAACAUCAUAGUAAGAUAUUUUAAGUUACAAACUCAAAAAAUAUUAGAAGCUAUCCCCAGCGCUGUAAAUAAUAUUUAAUUUAAGUAUUUGUGUGCGUCAAGAAAACAAUUUACAAUGUUUAUAAGUAAAACAUAGCCAAAAAAUGAGGUGUUGUGUCCGAAACUGUGGUAACGAUACCAAGAAAACAACUAAGAGCCAUGGAAUCACGUUUCACAUGUUUCCCAAGGAAACGAAUCUCAGGAAUGCCUGGAUGGAGGCGUUGGGUAUUACCGAAGAGCCCAGAGAUAGAAGUGCAGUGUGCUCGGAACACUUCCAGCAAGAGUCGUUCUACGAGACCAGACGUGGGUUGAGGAGGAUCAAGAGUGGUUCAGUGCCGCUGCCAUUGGAUGAGUCUGAUGAAGAUUUGGAUGCUCCCGCCACACUGAGGGUGUGCAGAGUGUGUCUGUCCAUGAACGUGACAAUGUAUCACAUGUCGGAGAAGAACUUGGGCCUGAUGUACGAACAGACAGUCGGUAUGCCGAUAACCGCAAACGACAGACUACCACAGAAGCUGUGUUGGGAGUGCGUGGCCAGGCUGACUUCUGCGAGCCACUUCCAGAGGAAGGCCAUGAGGUGUCAGACCUUACUGACCAACAGACUCGAGGUGGAUCGAUAUAUAACUAUAAGAGACAUUAAAUCAAUAAGCCGUGCGCAUCAUCAUCUUAAAUCAAAUUUGGGUCAAAAAAUAUAUGAAACAAAUGAAUACGAUGUAGUUUUGAACGAGCACGACACUGAGCCCGUUAAAACGGAGGAAGUCAACGAUUGUAAUGGAAUUAAUGAUGAUAACGGUAUUAACGAUAACGAUGACAAUGGAAUAAAUAACGAUGAUGAUUUUAAUAACGACAACGGAAGCAACUGUGACUUCAAAUGUGAAGUCGAAGUGAAAGACGAACAAGCAAACAAUGAAAUAUUUUUCGAAGAGUAUCCAGUUUUUGAUGAAAGUGAUAAUGUAACUUUGAGUGAAAUGUAUAAAAAAGAUAAAGUGAAAAAGAAGAAGCAGGUAAAGAAAGUUAAGCAGACGAAAGAGAAGGUUAAAAGGAGAAAAGAUGACUGUGAUAAUCCUUCCAGUACUAUGGACAAGUACAAAAACUCCGAUGUGAAGCGUAGAAAAACAACAGACAACCUAGACGAGUCUCUCUUCACAAUCACUACCCUCACAUACGAGGAACAAAUAGCGGAAAUACAGACGCGACAAAACACCGCCUCAUACAAGAGCGCGCCCUACAAAUGCGGCGCAUGCUACCGCGGCUUCCAUGUGCGGGACCGGUACGAUGCGCACGUCAUCCGACACAGCGAGCAAAGCGGCGCCUACGAGUGCUUCAUAUGCAAGACACGGUUAAAGACUGGGCGCGCGCUACGCAAGCAUCUCACCGCGCAACAUACAGAGAAGUUUAGUUGUAAAGGAUGUCCGUUUGUCACUAGAAACAGAGGAGUGGCGAGAGAGCACGAGAAAUGGCACGCGGGAACGAAAUACCAAUGUCCGCACUGUCCUAGCGAGUUCGAUAAACUGACCACCUACAUGGGCCACAUACGUAUCAAGCACGUGUCGGACUUCGUGUGCGAGCUGUGCGGCUAUACGUUCGUGAGCAAGAAGGGCAUAGACGUGCAUAAGAAGAAAAAGCAUAGACUAGCGGAGAAGAAUGUCAGUUUGGAUGGUCCGUACUGCGAAGUGUGCGAAGUGAAGUUCGUAUCGGAGGACGCGCAUUCGAGACACCUGAAGUUGUCCUCCCGACAUAGCAGCGACAACGAUCCUAAUCGCAUACGCAACGACUCGCAAAGUAUGAACACGGAGAAGAACGGGCGCGUCAUGAGGAAGAUAGAGAGGCGGCCCACCAUUCACCCGCGGACCAGCAUGGCGGGCCCCGACGGCGCUCCGGUCACUUGCGAACAGUGCGGGCUGCAGCUGCGCGACCUGCGCCUGUACGCGCAGCACUUCCGGCGCGCGCACCCCGACAAGAACCGCACCAAGUACCCCGCCAUGAAGACGCCGUGCAUGUGCGAGCAGUGCGGGCGGAUAUUCCAGAGCAUGGCCCUGCUGAAGGACCACAUGUGGGUGCACACCGGCGAGAAGCGCUUCAAAUGCGACCGCUGCGAGAAGAGCUUCACUCAGAAGACCAACCUAGUGUUCCACAUGCGCGUGCACAGCGCCACGCGCCCGACCUACGAGUGCCCGCUCUGUGGGAAGCACUUCGCCUUCUUCAACAACAGGCGGCGACACAUGUUUAUCCACACGGGGCUGAAGCCGUUCAAGUGCGACACGUGCGGCAAAUGCUUCACGACGUCGGGCGAGCAGCGCGCUCACGUGGAGCACGUGCACCUCAAGAAGCCGUGGCCAAAGCGCGCGCGCGCCCGCCACUGCGACGACGCGUGGCAGAAGUGCGGCCUGCGACACGUUGAAGACUAAC
Messenger RNA from Bicyclus anynana (squinting bush brown), 2550 nucleotides. Its product is annotated as zinc finger protein 493. Gene Ontology annotation, biological process: regulation of transcription by RNA polymerase II. Gene Ontology annotation, molecular function: DNA-binding transcription factor activity, RNA polymerase II-specific; zinc ion binding; RNA polymerase II cis-regulatory region sequence-specific DNA binding. The transcript has 16 exons. The coding region runs from base 249 to 2549 and encodes 766 amino acids. Gene Ontology annotation, cellular component: nucleus. The record is from RefSeq and is a predicted model, not a curated record. NCBI's taxonomy places the organism in Eukaryota, Metazoa, Arthropoda, Insecta, Lepidoptera, Nymphalidae.